AUGGCUGAGAUGAUGGGUAAUGUUUCUGUACUUACAUUUUUUACACUUUCAGGAAUAAAUUACACAAUGCAACAUAGAAUCAUUCUGUUUGCUCUCACUUUACUGUAUUACGCCAUUGUUUGGAUAGUGAAUGUUGUUCUCAUCUUAACCAUCAUUGUGGACCGAAAACUCCAUGAGGCGAUGUAUAUUUUCCUGUGUAAUCUGUGCAUUAAUGGACUUUAUGGGACAGCAGGCUUUUACCCAAAAUUCCUCAAUGAUCUUCUGUCUCCCUUUCAUUUUGUGUCUUACGCUGGAUGCCUUCUGCAGAGUUUUGUGAUACACUCAUCAUCUGGAAGUGAAUUAUCAAUUUUAGCUGUCAUGGCCUUUGAUAGAUAUGUGGCUAUAUGUCGGCCAUUAGAGUACCACUCUGUGAUGACUACUCGAAGAAUAUCUCUGUUAGUUGCCUUCUCUUGGCUAUUGCCUUUUUAUUGCAUGUUCAUUAACACACUGGCAAUUGUUCAACUGAAAUUAUGUGGCUCACAUAUACCUAAACUUUACUGUUCAAAUGCACUAAUUGAUAAACUGGCAUGCUCUAAGUCUAUAGCAAAUACUGCUAUUGUAUAUUUCAACAUUGGCAUUUAUAUUCUCCAUUUGUUGUUUCUUUUGUGGACUUACACAUAUCUAAUCAAAACAUGCCUAACAUCCAAACAUGGCAGGAAGAAGUUUAUGAACACAUGUGUGCCACAUUUAGUCUCUUUAAUCAGUUAUUGCUUCGCUGUGCUUUUUGAUCUAAUGUACACGCGAUAUGGUUCGAAUAUGUUAUCACAGAGCCUGAAAAACUUCUUGGCAAUAGAAUUUCUUAUUCUUCCUCCAGUAAUUAAUCCUCUAGUGUACGGGCUAAAACUGACCAGAAUACGAGACAGAAUUCUUGGUUUUAUUCAAGGACAGAAAGAGAGCGUCUAG
Acanthopagrus latus (yellowfin seabream) is the source of this 942-nucleotide messenger RNA. RefSeq names its product olfactory receptor 6N2-like. The transcript has a single exon. Gene Ontology annotation, biological process: G protein-coupled receptor signaling pathway. The record is from RefSeq and is a predicted model, not a curated record. Lineage: Eukaryota; Metazoa; Chordata; Actinopteri; Spariformes; Sparidae. The coding region runs from base 1 to 942 and encodes 313 amino acids. Gene Ontology annotation, cellular component: membrane. Gene Ontology annotation, molecular function: olfactory receptor activity; G protein-coupled receptor activity.